AUGCCCGCCAACCGCUACACAAGUACGAGUCCGGCUCUUCGGAAUAACCUGCCGCGCGGGAAGGCGUGUAUGUCGUGUCGACGACGCAAGAUCAAAUGUGAUGGGCGCAAACCCGCCUGUGGCCAAUGCCGCCGCUCGCCAGGCACGUCUGAGGAUUGCGAGUACCCCAUCGAGGGGCGAAGUCGGACGCAACAGCUUGAGGAGACGAUCAAGAAGCUACAUUCAAGGAUUGGGGAACUGGAAGCCGCCGCGGAGGGUGGUAUGUACUUGCACGAGCCGUAUGACAACGUUGUCGAGAAGGAGCCAGUGGUCAGGUUGAGGUUGGACGAUGCGUUGGGGAGCCCGCCGAAGUACCUCGACUCUUGGUCGGCGUCCCCUAGGUCCACUUCUCCAACAAGUCGGAUAGAUAGCCCAAUAUCGCUGUCGAGCUCGUCAAGAACGAAGUUAGAUGAACCCUCACAUGAGGUUGCGACUUCGCUCAUUGAUACUUUCCUCUCCGCGUUUUCGCAGGCCGGCUUUGGCUUCUUCCUCUCACCUGCAUCCUUCCGACGCUGUGCAUUACAGCUUAUCCAAGGGCCCAUUCGCCCAUCGCCUGCGCUACUAAACGCCGUAUUCAUGUGGGGCGAGCAUCUCACCUCUGCUGGCGAUGAAGAGACCUUUCUUUCGCGGGCACUCCAUCACAUUCACACCGAUAUCAGCCGCAGUCAGGGCAGCGCCUCUUCCCGGGUGCUGCUCGAUUCGAUUCAGGCGGAGGUACUACUCGCACUGUACUACCUAACACUCGGUCGGCCCGUCGAAGGGACAUAUCACUCGAGUGCAGCAGUCUCCCUGGCUCUGAGCGCCGGUCUGCAUCGGCUCGGCUCAAGCUCGAAUCUCGCCACAAUAUCACCGUUGCCAUUCGAUCUCACACAUCCCGUAUCGUCCCCGUUCCCCGAUCCAGACCUACCUUCGGAGAGCGAACGCAUUGCGGCUUUUUGGACCGUGCUCAUCGUCUCCAACCACUGGUCCGUGGCACAUAGCCCUGCUGCAGGCGCAUCCGCCCUGUCUUCUGCCGAAGUCAACACACCUUGGCCACGCGACGAACACCAUUUUACGCGCAGGCCGUCAGCCGAUGACUGGCUAUAUUCGCCGACGAAUGGAUUCAGCGACUACGACAAUAUCCCGUCGCUGCCGCUCCCAGCGUACAGUAGCAACAACAACCUACACGAGCCGUCUUCUAUGGUCGAAUACCCGGCACCGCAAUAUCAGCCCCAGCCUCACAGUCCGGCGUCCACUCGCUCGCCGAUAUCACGCUUCCUCGACGGAGAACUCGAUCCGCCGCAGCCACAUUCCCUGGCGCAGGUGGCCCAGGCAUCCAUCUUAUUGGAAAAAGCUGUAUCCAUCUCCGCGCGAUAUAUCGGCUUCCCGCAAGACGACCACGCUGCCAGCGCGUUCGUAUUUUUGGACCAGUUAAUUGACCGCUUCGGUACUAGUAUGCCGCCCAAGGACAAUAACAACCUUACGCAGCUUCUGGUUCGCGGCGCGAUCAUUCGAUUGCAUCAUCCGCAAGCGGCGGCCUCCGAUAGCUCGCGCCGGAAAGCGCUCGAUGCUGCACUAGGCACGGUUGGUAUUUCUCACCAGUUGCGUGCCGACCGGGACGAUGCAGGCAUUGCGGCGCUUCCGUUCCUCGGUGUCUUGUGGAGCGCCGCGGCCGAAGUUCUACUGGGAGAGUUCGCACUAGCUUUGCGCUUCGGUGCGGGUGGGAGCGCUGAUGACCUACUUGGCGCGCUUGAGACGCUUCUAAACGUCAUGCGUGCCUCGGCCCUGCGCUGUCCUCUCCUUGACUACUUCACCAACCGCGUACAGCAGCAAUACGAAAAUCUCGCCUCGUUAUAA
Mycena indigotica is the source of this 1875-nucleotide messenger RNA. Its product is annotated as Zn(2)-Cys(6) binuclear cluster domain-containing protein. The record is from RefSeq and is a predicted model, not a curated record. Gene Ontology annotation, biological process: regulation of DNA-templated transcription; DNA-templated transcription. NCBI's taxonomy places the organism in Eukaryota, Fungi, Basidiomycota, Agaricomycetes, Agaricales, Mycenaceae. The coding region runs from base 1 to 1875 and encodes 624 amino acids. The transcript is spliced from 7 exons. Gene Ontology annotation, cellular component: nucleus. Gene Ontology annotation, molecular function: DNA binding; DNA-binding transcription factor activity, RNA polymerase II-specific; zinc ion binding.